AUGCUCAAGCUGGUCCGCUGCUUGAAGGAUUCACUGCUCAGACUAUCGACCUACGCACCCAGAAUGUCCACCCAGCGCUCCCACUCGCCCCCGACUCCCUCUUCCUCGACUUCGACAGAUGAGCCUGUUGCGAAGCGGCAACGCAUCGAGAGCGGGGUCGCAGACGGCGAAUCGAACGGCGUGAAUGGCAGCUUGGCGGCUGAGGUGCCGACCAAGCGGAAGCGGACGCUCCCGUACGAGAAGGGCAUGCACCUCGCGCCGAUGGUACGAAUCGGUACUCUGCCUGUCCGGUUGGUGUCCUUGGAGUACGGCGCGGAGCUUGUCUGGGGUCCUGAGAUCGUUGACAAGGCGAUUAUCGGUUCUGAGCGGAGGGUCGACCCCAAGACGGGUGUCGUCUCGUUCUUCAAGAACAACCGCUCUGUCUUCGAAUGUCACCCCAUCGAGAAACCUCGUCUCAUCUUCCAGCUUGGCAGCGCUUCGCCCGAGCUUGCCGUGCAGGCGAUGAAGAUGGUUGAGAACGAUGUCGCGGGCGUCGGCUUGAAUUGCGGUUGCCCAAAGUCGUUCAGUCUGUCGGGCGGGAUGGGCGCUGCUCUGCUGAAAGACCCCGAGCGACUGUGUUCGAUCUUGAAGGCCCUGGUCGGAGCGACCGACUUGCCCAUUGACGCCAAGAUCCGCCUCCUGCCCAAACCCGCCUCUUCAGCUUCCGCUUCCCCCGCACAAACACCCGCUUCACCUGCUACGCCUCAAGACUCUGCACCUGCUUCCCCCUCAGCAGCCGCUCCAACACCCUCCGCCGUUCUCGAGCCAACCGAGCCUCUCACCAUAACCAUCCCUCCUACCGAGCAUGCCUCGCCUUCCGAGCCGACCAUCCCGCUAGUCGCCCAGAUCUUCGACACCGGCAUCGCGAACCUGACGGUGCACUGCCGGACGCAGGAAAUGCGGUCUCGCGAGCCUGCUUUGCACGACCGGAUGAGAAGCAUCACCGAGAUGGGUAGGGAGCGGGGCGUGCCCGUCGUGUGCAACGGCGACGCGCUAGGAGGGGGGCAAGAGGCGAAGUGGGGAAACUUCCAGGAGUUGUGCGAGAAGACUGGAGUUUCGUCUGUCAUGAUUGCCCGAGCAGCCGAAGCGAACCCUUCGUGCUUCGCUUCGAACGGCCUCGAAGACCCCAUCAAGGUUGUCAUUCCCCGACUCCUGCGCAUUGCCGUCGCGACCAACAACCACUACCAGAACACGAAGUACAUCCUGAACGCAAUGGACCUCUACUCCUCCCCGACUCCUCCCUCGCGCGAAGUCAACCGCGACCUGAAGCAGCGGAUGAACAAGGCCAAGACGUACGAGGACAUGUGCGCGAUCUUUGGCAUCUCGGAGGAAGAGGUGAAGCGGAUUCGGGAGACGGGCGUCGAGGAGUUCGUGCCGGGGUGGGUCAAGCGGAGGAAGGAGAUUGUCGAGGCCGAGGGAGAGUUCUGA
This is a messenger RNA of Rhodotorula toruloides NP11, 1467 nucleotides long. RefSeq names its product tRNA-dihydrouridine synthase 2. The record is from RefSeq and is a predicted model, not a curated record. The transcript has 6 exons. Lineage: Eukaryota; Fungi; Basidiomycota; Microbotryomycetes; Sporidiobolales; Sporidiobolaceae. Gene Ontology annotation, biological process: tRNA dihydrouridine synthesis. Gene Ontology annotation, cellular component: cytoplasm. The coding region runs from base 1 to 1467 and encodes 488 amino acids. Gene Ontology annotation, molecular function: tRNA dihydrouridine synthase activity; flavin adenine dinucleotide binding.